Molecule: messenger RNA, 708 nt
Organism: Exophiala bonariae
Lineage: Eukaryota; Fungi; Ascomycota; Eurotiomycetes; Chaetothyriales; Herpotrichiellaceae
Exons: 1
Coding region: 1-708 (235 amino acids)
Molecular function (GO): amino-acid racemase activity
Source: RefSeq, a predicted model, not a curated record
AUGAAGACAGUGGGUCUCAUUGGCGGCUUUUCAUGGAGGACAACUGCACUCUACUACCGAGAGAUCAACCAGCAUGUAGCUUCAAGACUUGGAGGCAUACAUUCUGCUGAUCUCCUGAUCAGAUCUAUCGACUACUCAGAUCUUGCAGCUAGAGUGAAUGCGAAAGAUUACAAUGGCAUGAGUAAACUGCUUUGCCGGUGUGGCCAUGAUUUGAAGGCAGCUAGAGCACAAGCACUGGUCUUAUGCGCCAAUGUCGCUCAUAAAGCGGCUGAGGAUUUACAAGCAUCAACAAGAUUACCAGUCCUACAUAUCGUGGAUUUUACAGCACAAUUGAUUGUCGAUCGUGGCUUCAAGAAGGUUGGACUGCUCGCAACACAAGCUGUGAUGGAGGAAGAGUUUUAUAUUGACCGGCUGCGAAGGUUUGGACUGGAGAUUUACGUUCCAGACCAGCACUUCAGGUCUGACGCCGACCGUAUGAUAUUCGACGAAAUGAGCAAGGACAGGAUUCCCGAUGACAUCAAAGCAAAGUGGCAUGCAGCAUAUAUGCAACUCUUGCAAGAUCAUCAAAUUGAUUGUGUCAUUUUGGGAUGCACGGAGCUGCGACUUGUUUUCGACCAAGAAAACCAGAAAGUCCCAACUUUUGAGACAACGACAAUACACGCUCGCGGCAUUGCAGAAUGGGCUCUCGGUGAAGUCCACGCAGUUUGA